AGUGGGAGGUAUGGACUUUGCUAUUCAUAGUAUUUUGUAUCUGCAUUUGAGAAGGUGUGAUUUUGUUGCACAUUCCAGAACUAACUUUGGAAGUUGAGGAAUGUCAGUGAUGGAAAUAUCUCCUUUAAUUAUGGAAAAUGUCACGAUCAAUAAGGUUGAUGACCCUGAUGAAACUGUUACCAUCUAUGCAAAAGAUGAAAAGAAGCAGACAAAAGGAGGAAGAGAGAAAACUAUCAUGCAGGAAGGUAUUCAUGAUAAACAGACAUGGGACAACAACAAUGAAAAUAUUCCCACAAACAUGGGAAAGGAUGGGAUCUACCAUGUGCACAAUCCCAAUGAAAAUGAUGAAGAAUCAAAAUUUGGAGUGAACAAGAAGGAAGGAGCAGGUGAUAAUUAUAGAUGUAAUUACAAUGAUGAUAAUAUACAAAUAACUAUGAAAAACAGUGAGAUCGCCCACAAUAAUGACUCAGAUGAACCUGAAGUUGAUAUUACAAAUAUACAAAUUGAUAAGAAUCUACAAAAAAGUGACAAUAUGAUAAAGCUGGAUAAAGUACAAGACCAUCAAGCAUGGGAAGUCAACAUGUGCAAGAUUGCAGAAAACAAAGAAGAUUCUUGUAGUGAUAGUGGUGGGAUGACAAUGGUGGAAAUAUCUCCCCAAAUGAUAGAACUUAUUUUUAUCAAUCGGGUUGAUGACCCUGAUGAAACUAUUACCAUCUAUGUAAAAGAUGUAAAGAAACAAACAAAUAAGGGAGGAAGAGAGAAUACUAUUGUACAGGAAAGUAUUCAUGAUCAACAUGUAUGGAAAAACAACAAUGAAAAUAUUCUCCGAAACAUGGAAAAGGAUGGUAUCUAUCAUGUGCGCAAGCCCAAUGAGCCUGAGGCAUGUAGUACCAUGGAGUUGAAUGAUAAAGUAAACCAAUCAAACUCUGAGCAAAUUGAGAGGAUGAUUUCGGAGAAAGGUGGGGGUGAUCAGCAGGCCUGCAAUGCCAAUAUUAGCAUUGAAAGCUUUGGGAAACACCAAAUAUGUAAGGAUAAUUAUUCAGCUGAAAAUGAUGAAGAGUCGAGAUUGGGAAUGAACAAGAAGAAAGGAGCAGGUGAUAAUUAUGUAUGUGACUGCAAUGAUGGUGUUAUUCAGGUGACUAUGGAAAACAAUGAGAUCACCCACAAGAAUGACUCAAAUGAACCUGAUGUUAUCGUCACAAAUCUACAAAUUGAUAUUAAAUUAACAAAUGACAAUAUGAUAAUGUGGGAUAAUGUAGGUCAUCAUCAAGCACAGGAGGUCAACAUGUGCAAGAUUGCAGAAAACAAAGAUGAUUCUUCUAGUGAUAGUGGGGAUGAAGGAGGGAUAUGGUUCACAGCACCGGCGACUGAUCCAGAAGAUGAGGACCUCCUACCAACUUUUUUUGAUGAGGAAAUACCAACAUAUUUUGGAUGGGAGCAAUCCAUGUGGUGUUUUUUAGAAGGAAGGGAAAAAUUCUAUUCUUACUUUGGUGAACCUGAUUGGUAUGCAGAUGAACAUUCCUAUGUACCAACAUAUAGAGAACCAGCCUAUCAGUAUCCAAGGUUAGAGAAAGACAGCUUUCAACCUUGCUAUUCUUGGAUGAAAAGCCAGCCAUUAUUACUUCCUGCCCAUUUGUGGAAGAUUGACCUGUGGCCAUCCCCAGAAAUCACAGAAGAUACCUGGCCUAUCGAGAGUGAGAGAAUAAGCGACACAUCAGAGAAUACAAUAGAAGGAAAAAGCAGUAAAAAGAGAAGGAUGCUUUCAUUCUUUAGAUGUUGCUCAUGGACAUCUAGAAAACAGAAAAAGGUACACUAUGAAAAGCAGAUUUUAGGGGACUCAGAAAGAACCAGCGAUGAAGAUGUUUCUGAAGACAAAGUGUCCCCAGAUUGCUGUAUUUUUUCAUGUUUUUUUUCUUCUAGGAAAUAGAGGGGGAAACCCCAAGAAAUAAAGUUAGGAGAGGAAAUUUU
Molecule: messenger RNA, 1968 nt
Organism: Antechinus flavipes (yellow-footed antechinus)
Lineage: Eukaryota; Metazoa; Chordata; Mammalia; Dasyuromorphia; Dasyuridae
Exons: 25
Coding region: 101-1927 (608 amino acids)
Source: RefSeq, a predicted model, not a curated record